Molecule: messenger RNA, 2151 nt
Organism: Helianthus annuus (common sunflower)
Lineage: Eukaryota; Viridiplantae; Streptophyta; Magnoliopsida; Asterales; Asteraceae
Product: amino acid transporter AVT1B
Exons: 14
Coding region: 173-1819 (548 amino acids)
Cellular component (GO): plasma membrane
Source: RefSeq, a predicted model, not a curated record
AUUAUGUUGAAGUCUAUAUAUAUUGUGUUUACUGAGCUGCAAUAUAUAUCAGCAACAGACAGACAUUCUCCCUCUGUUCAAUUCCACCUCUCAUCCUAUUCAGAUCAAUCACUACAACAUUAAACAGAAUUCACAAACAGAUUUGACGACGAGUCUUGAAGGUUGAGAGAGGAUGGAAAAUAAGGAAUCUGACUACAUCUUUCUUGUUGAGACCGAAAAUGAAAAUGAUGACGGAGAAAAGAAUUUUGACGGAGAUGAAGAUAAGGAUUUUAAUGGAGAUGAAGAUGAAGACAGUGGGAAGGAUUGCGAUGCUUCUUCAGUAUAUGGUGAUAAUGACCCUUACCCUCUUAGCAAUCCUAAUUCUUUGGACCCAUCUUGGCUUAAAAGUUACAGGGAUUCAGUAGAUCUUUAUGGUGGUGUAGCAUCUCCAAGUCUGAACUUUCUAGGAUCUUCUGGCUUAUCAUUAGGUGGUUCGUUCCUUUCGUCAUCACCUAAAAGGAGACGCUCUUCCAAAACAAUCACGAGUUUGGACAGCCAUCUUUUGCUACCCCAGGAGCAUUGUAGUUCUGAUCAUUCACUUCAUCAUCAACGGGCGUCUUCCGCCAAAAGGUUGUCACAUUAUGAGAAAUACCCUCAGACUGGACAGAGCUCAUUCGGCCAAGCUGUGCUUAACGGGGUAAAUCUUCUUUGUGGAGUAGCUCUUCUUUCCACUCCUUAUGCAGUGAAACAAGGAGGGUGGGCGGGGUUGUCUAUAUUGUUUAUCUUUUGUGUUCUUUCAUUCUACACCGGCAUCCUCCUUCGUUGCUGCUUGGAUAGUCGGCCUGGUCUUCAAACUUACCCAGAUAUUGGCGAGGCUGCUUUUGGUAUAAUAGGACGUCUAGUCGUUUCUAUUACCUUUUACGUCGAGUUGUAUGCAUCUUGCGUUGAAUUUAUAAUCAUGGAAAGUGAUAACCUAUCUUCUUUGUUUCCCUAUGCACAUUUAAGUCUUGGUGGAUAUCAACUAAGUUCACAUUAUUUGUUUGCACUUAUAAUCACUCUGAUUGUGCUCCCUACAGUUUGGCUUCGUGAUUUGAGUGUUCUCAGUUACAUCUCCGCUGCCGGAGUUUUUGUAACGAUUCUUUUGGUCAUUUGCUUAUUUUGGGUUGGAUUAGUGGAUUCCAUUGGCUUUCACACUGAAAGUACUACAAUAUUGAACCUUUCCACUUUGCCCGUGUCUAUUGGGCUUUAUGGCUACUGUUAUGCUGGACAUGCUGUUCUUCCUAACAUCUAUAUGUCCAUGGAAAAUAAGAGCCAAUAUCCUCUAGCCCUAUUAGCUAGCUUUACGAUAUGUACUAUUCUGUAUGCUGGAGCUGCCAUAUUGGGAUACAUGAUGUUCGGGGAAUCAAUUGAAUCACAAUUCACUCUCAAUCUGCCUACAAAUUUGGUUGCCUCCAAAAUUGCUGUAUGGGCUACGGUAAUCAGUCCACUUACCAAAUAUGCGCUAACCAUAUCCCCGGUUGCUAAGAGUUUGGAGGAACUCAUACCAUCAAACAAUCAAAAGUCUCACGCCUACUCCAUAUUGAUUAGAACGGCGUUGGUGAUCUCUACUUUAUUCGUAGCCCUCGCGGUACCGUUCUUUGGCCUGGUAAUGUCGCUGAUCGGAUCUUUACUAACAAUGCUAGUGUCAUUGAUAUUUCCCUGUGCUUGUUUUCUGCGUCUCCUGAGGGGCAACGUAACUCACUUUCAGGGGUCACUUUGCGUGUUAAUCAUAGCAAUCGGCAUCAUCUCAUUAGCGUUUGGCACCUACACCGCCCUGUCUGAAAUCAUUCAACUCCUAUGAUUACAUUCAGUCUUCUGGAUGUUCUUUAGGAAGGAUCCUCUACUACAACCAUGAACGAAUGAAUCUAUCUUGGGGUUCGCUACAUCAUCGCAAUAACAGCUACGUUUAUUAAAAUGAAGCUGGUCUAUCAGAUGUAUCGAUGUCGAACUUGUGCUUAGCUGAUAAUGUUGGGAGGUUAAGAGUGUGCUGUUUAUCACUUCUCAACUUUCCAUUACUAGCUUCUUCUUAGUUGUUUUUAUGUUAAUAAAUGUGUGUUUGCCGUCCCUAAAGGUAAAUAUUUUUAAACAAUAUUUAUUAAACCCACAUCAACACAGUGAGCAAUUUUCAGGCCA